Strongylocentrotus purpuratus (purple sea urchin) is the source of this 750-nucleotide messenger RNA. RefSeq names its product cornifelin homolog. Bases 115 to 528 code for a protein of 137 amino acids. NCBI's taxonomy places the organism in Eukaryota, Metazoa, Echinodermata, Echinoidea, Camarodonta, Strongylocentrotidae. The record is from RefSeq and is a predicted model, not a curated record. The transcript has 5 exons.
UUCAAUAUCACUUUCCAUCCCCCGACGACAUAACUGCUCUGAUCUCUAUACGCACUGGUAUUGGCACCAUUGUUCAACUCCGCCAAGUCAAAACUUUUACAACAUUGGAUCACCAUGAACCAACAACCAAUCGCUGUCCAACCAGUCGGUGUCCAACCAGGAGGACCUACUAUGCAGACGAAUGUAGUCUUCGAGGUGAAUAUGAACCCAUUAGCUCCUCGGGGUAUCCCACGUGCCUGGAGCACUGAUCUCUUCCAGUGUUUUGACGAUAUCCCCAUCUGUCUUCUUGGAUUGUUCUUCACUCCCUGUCAUCAGUGUUGUUUGGCCUCCGAUAUGGGUGAGAGCUGCUGUGUGCCAAUGUGCUUGCCUGGUCCAUUGAUAGCGAUGAGGGCGCUACACCGUGGACGUCACAACGUGCAGGGCUCACUUCUGAACGAUUGUUGUACGUCCGUUAUCUGUGGAUGGUGCGCGCAGUGUCAGCUGGCACGUGAGGUACAGGCCAUCAAGAACGGACGCAUCCAGCCAUAGUGCGUCUGGCAUUUAACCUUUGACCUCAGACUUCUGUUAUGUCAAGGACAGGUGGUUGAUGGGACUGCUAGGGUAGAUUUGAAGACGAAAAGAGGCUAUGGAACUAGAUUAGGAUAGAUCCCUGAUUAAAUAUUUCUAUCCUUCCCUCCUUCUUCACCCUCUCUCUCUCUAUCUUACACACACUCUUUCUCUCUCUCUCCCUCCCCCUCUCUCUCUCUCUCU